Pteropus alecto (black flying fox) is the source of this 798-nucleotide messenger RNA. It is a transcript of the gene MRPL55, whose product is annotated as mitochondrial ribosomal protein L55. Gene Ontology annotation, biological process: translation. Lineage: Eukaryota; Metazoa; Chordata; Mammalia; Chiroptera; Pteropodidae. Gene Ontology annotation, molecular function: structural constituent of ribosome. The record is from RefSeq and is a predicted model, not a curated record. Bases 341 to 718 code for a protein of 125 amino acids. The transcript has 4 exons. Gene Ontology annotation, cellular component: mitochondrial large ribosomal subunit.
GCGCGACGCGGCGCUCGCGGAUGACGUUGCGCCGCAGGAAGGCCGGGCGAGGAGUUCGCGGUGACCGUGAGUGUGGCUCCAGGCACUCCCUUUCCCGCCCGGCGGGUGCAGCCGCGCCGCGGGUCCUCGGAGCCACUCCGGAGCUCAGUGAGGGUGGUACGUUGGUGUCGCGUCGUGCGGGCGGGGACAGACUCCCCGAGGAAGGGUCCGGGACCCGCUGCCGGCAUCCACUCAGGAAGUUUACAGCAUUUCUCUUCUAUCGGGUCACCUCCUAAGGGUCACACGCCCAGCCAGUGACUUGACCUUUGGGCCUUUUCAUGCCACAGGGCCCUCAGGAGGAAUGGCAGCCGUGGGCAACUUGUUUGGCCUUCUACGGCAGCGUGUGGUGACAAGGGCAGCCCCCGUGGGCUGCCACCUACACAUGUCCUCCUGGUGGGCUGACAGCAGCAGAGCCUUGCUCACACGUGUGCACAGACAGGCCUACGCACGCCUCUACCCUGUGCUCCUGGUCAAGAAGGAUGGCUCCACCAUCCACAUCCGCUACCGGGAGCCCAGACGGAUGCUGGAGAUGCCGGUGGACCUGGAUGUCUUGUCCCCAGAGGAGAGGCGGGCGCGGCUCCGCAAACGUGAGGCCCAGUUCCGAGACAAGAAGGAGGAGCCAGAGCUUGGUGAUGACUUUGACAUGGAGCGGUACAAGCAGUUUUGGGCCAAGAAGUGACUGUCCCCAAACUGCCCUGACCUCAGACGUUGGGGGGAGGGGCAUUUGUUUUUAAAUCAAGCAUCAGGAUUUUAAAUCCA